UCAUGUUUGAAAAGAAACAUUGAAAAGAAACAAUCCAUACCUAGAUCUGUCUGUUCUCUGCUGAAAAUAUCGAAUGAAUGAAUCGAAUCAACGAACGUUCGAGAGCGGUAAAAACUCUUCAACUUUCUAGAUUUUAUGAUGGAUUCAAGUCAGACGACACCAAGAGAUCGAUCAGUAGGCAGUGCAAAAUGGGGACUAGGGAUUGUGAAGAAAGUCAAGAUGGGAAAGAGAGUAGAUAAGACACAAAAAGAUAAAGGACCUCCAUCAUCAGUUCAAGAUAAUGAAGAUGAUGCCAAUAAAACACCAGAACCCUACACAUGUACAGGUCACUUUGAGGCUGACUUCAGUGAACUAUGGCGUCGGGCGGGGCUACAGGUCACCGAGAUGCCCCCAGUAGUCAUCCGCCCCAAGAGACCAGGUACGCCUCCCCCUCCAGACCCAAAAGCUAAGGGAGCCGAUCAAACACCAGAGGAUAAAGUAGAAGAUGAUGGAGAGGAACCUAAACCAAAGACAUAUGUUACCAAGGAGAAGUUCUCUUACUUUAAACCUAAGAUUCAUGUAGAGAUGGAAAAAGAGGAUAAACAGGAUACUGUCACAGAAAUCUUUAUCAGAGGUUGGAAGAUUGAUGAAACAAUGGUUGGAAUCUUCAAGCAGUGCUUCCCAGCAAUAGAAAAACUCCAUACCAUCAACUUAUGGAACACUAGCUUGACAGAAAAAACAUUAAAGGAAUUGUCAUCGUUCUUGCCUCAAUGUCAGAAUCUAAAGAAUGUGACAGUUGAAGGUAAUCCCAUCCCUGAGGAGCCUUGGGCAUGUCUCAUUGGGGAAGACAGCAUAAUCGUCAACUUAUCAUUGCGACAUAACAACAUCUCUGAGAAAGGAGCUAAGGCGCUAGGUCAGGCCAUCUCAAAUGAGAAGACUUGCAAUAAAAACUUACUCUCUCUCAACCUAAGCAAUAACAAGCUUGGGGAAGCUGGUGCGAUAGUUCUGUUGGAUGGUUUAAGAAUGAACCGAGUGCUUCUAUCAUUGUCACUGGCUAGUAAUGAAUUGACAGACAAGGCAGCUAUAUAUGCAGGUGAAAUCCUCUCAAGAUUUCCUCUCACACAUACUGAAGUGGUAGAAAGACGUAAAGCACUCAGUGAUAAGGGCUCACCAGAGAGAGGAAGUGGCAAGUCGCCACCCCCUUCCAGAAGAGCGGAGUCUAAAGACAGACCAGGAAGUGUGAAGAGCGGUAGCCAUCUUGAUAAAACAGAUAAAAAGAGAGAUAAAUCAUCUAAAAGAAAGGAGAUUGUAAAAAUAAAAGAAGAAACAAAAACUUCAAAGGGAGGCCAUUUGGAUGGCAAGAAAGAAAAGGAAGAAGAGAAGACAAAAACAAGCAGAUCAUCCAUGGCUUCAUACAGUGAUAGCAAGAAAGAUAAAGAAGAAACACAGAAAGGAGGAACAAAGAAAGAUGACAAAUGGAAGAAAGCUGGCUUUAAAAUGUCCUUAACUGGUGGUGGCCGUGCUACUGCUGUUACCAUAGAUACCCAACGUCAUGGAUCAAGAGCUGAAACAAUGAAAGCAACAAAAGGAAAAACCAAAGGAAAAGACAAGAAACAGAGUGAGGCAGAGUCACCUGAUAUAUUAGAAGCUAUUAAUCCUUUGAUAGCAGAGCAACCUGAGUCUAUUGAUGGUCAACUGUGGAUCCCAGGAAACAGAGCUUUGAUUAAUCUCAAUCUUACACGUAAUCACAUUGGUGAAUCAGGAAUGAAAUCUUUGUUAUUAGCUGUACAGUAUCAACAAACAUUGAGCACUCUUUCACCCCACCCUGCACUCAAAGGAUUAAUGAGAUUAUCAAUUACAAAGAACAGUGUUUCUGGGCAGUGUGAGACUUAUCAGAAGUUGCAUGAUCUGAUGAUUCAAAAAGAUCCAUUCUACAAGCCUCAAUCACAGAGUCCUUCAGGAGACAACCAGUCAACUGCUGGUUAACCCAAUGAUCUAUUCUACUAGCCCCAGCCAUGGAGUGUUUCAUAAGAUGACCAAUCAACUGCUGGUUAACCCAAUGAUCUAUUCUCCUAGCCCCAGCCAUGGAGUGUUUCAUAAGAUGACCAGUCAACUGCUGGUUAACCCAAUGAUCUAUUCUACUAGCUCCAGCCAUGGAGUCCUUCAUAAGAUGACCAGUCAACCGCUGGUUAACCCAAUGAUCUAUUCUACUAGCCCCAGUCAUGGAGUCCUUCAUAAGAUGACCAAUCAACUGCUGGUUAACCCAAUGAUCUAUUCUACUAGCCCCAGCCAUGGAGUCCUUAAGAUGACCAGUCAACCACUGGUUAACCCAAUUCUACUAGCCCCUAGCCAUGGAGUUCUUCAUAAGAUGACCAGUCAACUGCUGGUUAACCCAAUGAUCUAUUCUACUAGCCCCAGCCAUGGAGUCCUUCAUAAGAUGACCAGUCAACCGCUGGUUAACCCAAUGAUCUAUUCUACUAGCCCCAGCCAUGGAGUCCUUCAUAAGAUGACCAGUCAACUGCUGGUUAACCCAAUGAUCUAUUCUACUAGCCCCAGCCAUGGAGUCCUUCAUAAGAUGACCAGUCAA
This is a messenger RNA of Lytechinus variegatus (green sea urchin), 2566 nucleotides long. RefSeq names its product leucine-rich repeat-containing protein 71-like (gene lrrc71). The coding region runs from base 136 to 1965 and encodes 609 amino acids. The record is from RefSeq and is a predicted model, not a curated record. NCBI's taxonomy places the organism in Eukaryota, Metazoa, Echinodermata, Echinoidea, Temnopleuroida, Toxopneustidae. The transcript is spliced from 20 exons. Gene Ontology annotation, molecular function: protein binding.